Trichomonas vaginalis G3 is the source of this 1074-nucleotide messenger RNA. RefSeq names its product regulation of vesicle fusion. The transcript has a single exon. The record is from RefSeq and is a predicted model, not a curated record. Bases 1 to 1074 code for a protein of 357 amino acids. Gene Ontology annotation, biological process: intracellular protein transport; activation of GTPase activity. Gene Ontology annotation, molecular function: GTPase activator activity. NCBI's taxonomy places the organism in Eukaryota, Parabasalia, Trichomonadida, Trichomonadidae.
AUGAGUAAAGAAGAGCUUGAAUUUGUGAUUAUGCCAAUGGUACAACCUAAUCCAGAUGACGAACCUAUAGAUGUUAGGAAAAUACGAGAAAUUGCGCUUACAACUUUAACCGAAUAUCCACCAGAAGAUCGCGCACUUGCAUGGCUUGUACUUCUUGAUGUAUUUCCAACAAAUCCCAAUAAAUGGGAAGAAGUUCGUAAGACCUAUAUAGAUAAUUAUUGGAAUUUCGUUGAAGAUUUAAAGGUUAAAGAAUGGCAUAAUAAAGUUUUACCUGAACAUAUGCUUCCUGAGGAAUAUGAUGUACCAAAUAAACAAUUGAUGUCUCAGAUUCAUUGUGAUAUUGUUAGAACAGGCAGACAAAUUUUAUUCUUCCCUCCAGAACCUGUUCAACAAGAUCCUGAUCAUAAAGACAUCAUGGCACCCUUUCAAAAAUAUAUGCGUCGUAUCGAGAGAGUUCUAUACAUAUUCGGCACUUUCAAUAUUGGAUUAAGUUACACACAAGGCUUCAACGAACUUGUCAGUCCAUUAUACUACGUUAUGCUUAAAGCUACGGCAUUGUUUAGAAAUAAUCAUGACAUUAUUGAAGCUCUUUCUUUCACAAUGCUUCAACAACUAAUUACAUCAACUCAAAUUCACGAAAUGUACACAACACAAGAUAAAUCUUCCAUUAUAUUACACAAACUUGGAGAGUUUACACAUUUAGUUGAAAAAUAUCUCCCAGAAAUUGCUCUCAAGCUAAAAACAUUAAAUGUACAUCCAGCAGUUUACUGCUACAGAUGGUAUAAUCUGUUGUUUGCUCAAGAAUACGAUAUGCCUUCUUUACUUUUAAUUUGGGACGUUAUUUUCGCUCAUAAAGGAGAAAUGCUUAAUUUUGCAUUUUACAUUGGCCUUGCACAGCUUAAAGUUAUUGAAAAACGCUUGCAAUCUAACGAUUUUUCAAUAAUUAUUUCUGCAUUGCAACAAUUAGACAUAAUGGAUGUUGUUCCUGUUAUUAAAUGGGCAUCAUAUUAUUACAAGUUAGAUCAUCAAAAGCAAUCCAGUGUCUUUAGCGGAAUUCUCAAGCUUUUCGAAUAA